Cercospora beticola is the source of this 2278-nucleotide messenger RNA. RefSeq names its product protein translocase subunit TIM44 (gene TIM44). Gene Ontology annotation, molecular function: protein-folding chaperone binding. Gene Ontology annotation, biological process: protein import into mitochondrial matrix. The record is from RefSeq and is a predicted model, not a curated record. Lineage: Eukaryota; Fungi; Ascomycota; Dothideomycetes; Mycosphaerellales; Mycosphaerellaceae. Gene Ontology annotation, cellular component: mitochondrial inner membrane.
UUCUUUCCCUCGAUCACUUUCCAACGUCCUUCGCCGCCACGCUCCUACUUGUCCAUCGGCAGGUUUCUUCCAUCAAUACAGGACCGGAAGUGGCGAUUCAGAGCAUGAGCACGCCCGCACUUCGCGCCGUGUCACUGCGAGCUGGCGGCGGCGUUGCGAGAAGCUUUCCAGCAUCUGCACACACAUCACAGCAUGGCCGCACCGCCGCCUAUCGACGGAUAGGGGACACUUUCAGGCAAUACAGCGAAGCCUCUCUGCGAUCCCGACAACAUGGGCAUUCGCUAUCAUCGCCUCCUUUGGCAUUGCGAUCGCAUUUCCUCCCGUCCACUAUUACGGCAUCUCCUGCCAGUUCGGUGCGACACGUGAGUUUCAAGGAAUUGCGAGAGCAGCGGGCGAAGGAGAAGGCAGCGGGUGGCCAGAAGGCAGCGAGUGAUCAGAAGACGGAUAAAGCUUCUGCGCCCGCGCAAGAGCCUCAACCAGAGACCAAGAAGGCCGCCGAGCCCGAAUUCUCUGCUGCGGACGAGGCAUUUGCACAGUUCAAGGCGCAAGCCGACAAGGAAUGGACCGCACGGCAAAAGGCAGCGGAGCAGGAAGAGGAGCAGCCUAAGGACAAAGAGAAUGCCGAGGAAAGAGCUGAGGGCGAGCAGAAGGACAAGAAAAAGAAGGAUGAUGCGCCUCCGCCGCCGCCCCAUGGCGGCAAGACCCCUUGGCAAGUUUUCACUGAGACAUUACAGCAGGAAUUCAAAGCUAGUAAAGAGUGGAAUGAGAGCACCAAGCAGCUUGGAGGAACCAUUCACGAUUUCACACAGAACCCGAACGUUCAACGAGCGAAGAGUGCAUAUAGCAAAGCCGCUGAGGCUGCUACUUCCACGACCGGGAAGGCUUUGUUUGGUACCGCAAGUGCAAUCGGAAAGGGAGCCGCAUGGACUUGGGACACACCUGUAGCGAAGGUUGUGCGCAAGGGAGCGGCUGCGGUGGGUUCAGGAGUGGAUAAGGCAACGAAACCGAUUCGAGAAACCAAAACAUUCAAAGAUGUGAAGGAUGUAAUCGACGAUGGCGCAUCAUCACGAUACGGUGGUUGGGUUGAAAAGGAGGAACGGCGGCGACGUCGCGAGGAACGGGACCUCAAGAUGGGAUUUGAUCCCAACAGGGUCGCCGAGCCAAUGGAGGAGGACCCCAACGCCGGCACAAACGUGACUGUGCACAAGGAUGCCGCGUGGAAAGAGGCUUGGAAGAAUUUCCGCGACAACAGCGGUAUUGGGAAGCGCUUCGCCACCUUUGGAUCCGUAUAUCGAGAGUCUGAAAAUCCGCUGAUCAGCACGGCGCGAAGUGUUUCGGAUCGCAUCGCUGGUUUCUUCGCGGAGAACGAGACUGCCAUGGUCAUUAAGAAAUUCCGCGAGAUGGAUCCUAACUUCCAACUCGAUCCCUUCCUCAAUGAGAUGCGCAACUACAUUCUCCCGGAGGUCCUCGAGGCAUAUGUCAAAGGAGACGUAGAAACACUGAAGCUGUGGCUAUCUGCUGCACAGUUUCAGGUAUACCAUGCUCUGAUGCAGCAAUAUACGACAGCCGGUCUCAAGUCAGAUGGCAAAAUCUUGGACAUCCGAGGUGUUGAUAUACUUUCCGCGAGGAUUUUAGACCCUGGCGAGAUUCCGGUCUUCGUCCUCAUGUGCAGAACGCAGGAAGUGCACGUGUAUCGCAAUGCUAAGAGCGGAGAACUGGCAGCUGGCAUGGAGGACAAAGUCCAGCAAGUCACUUAUGCGAUCGGCGUCACCAGAAUACCUGAGGAGGUCAGCAAUCCUGAAACCAGAGGCUGGAAGUUCAUUGAAAUGCAAAAGAGUGCUAGAGAUUACCUCUGAGCAGCGGAAAUCUGGACCAUGCGAUUAUCUUCGCCAUUUGUACCAUUAUCGCCCUCUUGGGAGUGGCAUAUCCCGGCAAAAGUCAUUGCAGACCUUGUCCGUGGCACAUGGACUGCGACAUUUCUCCCUUCCGCCAUGUUCGUUCCGGCUUCUGUGCAUCUAUCCGGCGUUCUGGUUCUCUGGAAAGGCCACCUUGCGCCAGCAUUUCACGGAGUGUACCAUCAUCGUGUACAGAAUUACUCGCAUUACAUCGAGGCUGUGGCAUCUGACGUGGCUGCAACGAACAUCGAACGAGCCCCCACUGGCCUUGAACCGACCAUAUAAUGCAUAAAUUAACAUUCGGCAGAAGGAAGCUGCCCGUCAACACCGCCCCACUCUUGUAUGACAUGUAUAGUAAAGAAACCAAGAUUCAUGAACUGUUC